GACGCUCCCAACAUCGGGAACAUGUUUCCUGCCUCUAGCGUGUCCAAACCCUUAAUAAUCUUAUUUGUUUCAAUAAGAUACCCUCUCAUCCUUCUAAACUCCAGAGUAUGCAAGCUCAGACGCUUCAUUCUGUCAACAUAUGGCAGUCCCGCUAACCCUGGAAUUAACCUGGCGAACCUUCGCUGCACGCCCUCAAUAGCAAGAAUGUCCUUCCUCAAAUUAGGAGACCAAAACUGCACACAAUACUCCAGGUGUGGUCUCACUAGAGCUCUGUACAACUGCAGAAGGACCUCUUUGCUCCUAUACUCAACACCUCUUGUUAUGAAGGCCAACAUGCCAUUCACUUUCUUCACUGCCUGCUGUACCUGCAUGCUUACUUUCAGUGACUGAUGAACAAGGACCCUCAGGUCUCGCUGUAUUUCCCCUUCCCAACUUGACACCAUUUAGAUAAUAAUAUUCCUUUCUGUGUUUGCUACCAAAGUGGAUAACCUCACAUUUAUCCACAUUAAACUGCAUCUGCCCACUCACUCAACCUGUCCAAGUCACCCUGCAUUCUCAUAGCAUCCUCCUCACAGUUCAAACUGUGUCAUCUGCAAAUUUGCUAAUGGUACUUUUAAUCCCUUCAUCUAAAUCAUUAACAUAUAUUGUAAAUAGCUGCGGUCCCAGCACCGAGCCUUGCUGUUCCCCACUAGUCACUGCCUGCCAUUCUGGAAGGGACCUGUUUAUCCCUACUCUUUGUUUCCUGUCUGCCAACCAAUUUUCUAUCCAUGUCAGUACCCUACCCCCAAUACCAUGCGCUCUAAUUUUGCCCACUAACCUCCUAUGUGGGACCUUAUCAAAUGCUUUCUGAAAGUCCAGGUACACUACAUUCACUGGCUCUCCCUUGUCCAUUUUCCUAGUUACAUCCUCAAAGAACUUGGACCGAUCCUGCUACUGCUAUUUCAUCGUUUACAGUCAGAGUGAGGCUAUUGUGUGGAGGUGGGGAUCAGGGAGGGGAGGUGAGGGUGGUGCUGGUUGGAACGUGGGGGUGUUGGUGCCGCAGUUGUCACGGUUCCUGUCCCCACCCCCGGGGGUUGGAAUCGUGACACAAACUAACACUCUAGAAUGUAGCAUUUUGAACGAUGCAGACAAUGGGCAGCGGCACCGGGGGGCGGGACAUAGAAACAGACACAGACACAGACAGACGGCGUUGGAGGAGGUCGUGUCUGGUGUCUGCUCUGCUCAGCUCAGCUCUGCUCAGCUCAGCUAUACUCUACCCUACCCUAACCUACCCUUCCCUACCCUACCCUCAUCUACCACCAUCUAAUAUACUAUACUAUACUCUAGGUGCGGCGAGGACAGGCGGCGACCAGAAGGGGAGUGGUUGAAGUGGCCACGCUCCCGCUCCUUGUUCCCGGCGCCGCAGGGCAGCUUCUGCCGCUCGGACCCCGCAGGGACCAUCACUCGUUAGUGCGGAAGACUCGACGUUCCGUGCUCGGGCUGAGGCUCGGGGUUGUGGUGCUACGGUGACGAUGUCUCGCCGCAGUCCCCGUCUGGCCGGCAACGGCUACUACCAGCCCCGCAACGACACCUCCAGCAGCGGCGGCAGCUCCGUCAAAUCCGGUGCUCCCUCUUACAAGGAGACUCCCGUCAGGUUGCACAAGAAAAGGACGAACAGCAAGCGGCCGGGACCUGUACCUGGCGUCAAACGUUCUCCGUCUAACAGUUCAGUCGACAGCCUGAGUAGCUACAUCAGCAACAUCAGCAACGCCUCCAAGCUCUCUCAGCACUCUCAGCGCUCUCUGCACCUCGGCGGCAGCAGCAACUGGCAGGAGCCCGUCGGUUUGGCCUACUCUGAAUCGUUCUCUCCCCUUGCCAAGCUGUGGGGCUGGAUCUCGCUGCUGUCUCCAGAAAAAGCUCUGCCCCUGGUGUACUGGUGGUUGCGCACAGCCUGGUACCAGUUAACAACGGCCAUCUCCUUGAUCGAUGUCUUUACUCUGUCCAGGUGUGUCCCUCACGUGAAGAAGUGGAUGCUGCUGGUGUUGCUGGCAUUACUGGGCAUUGGCGUCUUGAUGUCACCCAGAGGUAUCUGGUCUCGUGCCGAGAAUCCGGGUGCGCUGGAAAGCACUCAGGUGAACCCUCAGGCUGACCUGCAGGUGCGAGUGCACAGAAUGGAGAAGGAGCUGGAUCAGUUGACCGCUGCCUUCCGGGCUGGGCUGGACUGGGGCAGUGAGUCGUCUGAAACCAUAAGCCUCCCUCUCUCGCUGACACCAGCCCAAAUCAUCAAGCUGCUGGGCAAGGUAACCCUUCAGAACCAGGAUGAGCUUCAGAACAUGCUGCCCUUCGAGUCGCUGGAAAGGGUGGAGCCUGACAUUGCCGCCAUCCAGCAGAUGCAUGAGGAGCUGACGGAGCCGGCGCUGUCACCAGAUGAUUGCAAGAUGAUGUUGCAGAAGGUGAAGGAAAUGGAAUCUGCUGUGGAAAGGUUGACAGAUGAACAGAAGCAGCUACUGACUGCACUGGCGCUGCUGGAGGAGCAGCUCAGCCAGACACGGCUGGAGCUACAGGCUGUACGUGCGGGCCAGAAGGACAUGGACUCCACUAUGCAAGCUCUGGAAAGCAGAGUUAAAAGUAUGAUUGAUAAGGAGACGACGUUGCUCCCACUGGUCCACAAGCUGCUCUUCGGUUCAUCAGAAGACCGCAAAGGGGAACCACUGACAGCACAGCUGGUGAAGCGCAAGGAACUUGAGGCCCUCCUUGCAGGCUUGGAGAGGAAGAUCCUCGCAGAAGCUUCAUUUCAUCGUGGUCCGGCUAUGGAGGCACACACGGCAGCUGUCAGAGCAGGGAUUAUGAAGGAAGUAAAAAGCAUUGUGGAGCAAGCCUUGAAACUGUACAGCGCUGACAGGGUUGGAUUGGUGGAUUAUGCACUGGAAUCUGCUGGUGGCAGUGUGAUCCACACACGCUGCUCAGAGACGUUAGAGACCAAGACUGCUCUUCUUAGUCUGUUUGGCUUUCCACUGUGGUACCAAUCUCGGUCACCCAGAGCUGUCAUUCAGCCGGAGGUUCAUCCUGGGAACUGUUGGCCAUUUAAAGGCUCCCAAGGCUUUGUUGUCAUCGAGCUUGCUGAAUGGAUCUGGCCUACAGCCUUUACCCUAGAGCACAUUCCCAGAUCAAUUUCUCUGGGUGGAUCAAUUAGAAGUGCCCCUCAAGACUUCUCUGUUUAUGGCUUGGAUGAUGAAAAUCAAGCCGAAGGGGUCCUUUUGGGAAAAUACACCUAUAACGAGGAAGGGGAUUCCAUCCAGACGUUUGAAGUGCAGAAUAAAGAUGCUCCCGCAUACAAAGUCAUCGAACUGCGGGUGCAUAAGAACUGGGGCCAUCCAGAAUACACAUGCCUCUACCGGUUCCGUGUCCACGGAGAUCCAGCGAUGUAAUUCUGGAAGUCGGCUACCCCGUGCUCAGACUGGCGUUCAAACUAUGAUUCUGGAUUUUCACUGUAUUCACUGUUUUGUCACUUUAUUGCACAAUCCUCAACACUGCUAACAACAAAAGCCUACUCAACACAGCUAACUACUACAACCCGACCAAACUCUACACCGUGCUCUACAACCCUACCCUACAUAUCUUGCCAAUUUUUACUUUCUCUGCAUCUGAAGCUUCACAUCCAACCACAUUUCAAUCUAGAUCAAUGCGGGCAUUGUAUCUGUCAGGAAUAAACUGCUGUGCUGAUCAUGAAUUGUCCCCACCUCAGAUCUCCAGCAAGAAUAUCAUGCCAGUACACCACACAAAGAUAGUAUAUAUUUUUUUGAUUUAACACCCAUCACUUUGCUUUUAUUCAAAUUUAUCACUUAUUUUCAACUAGACCAGGUCGAACCUGUUGGGCCCAUCCCCCAAAGCAAUAUUCCACCAUUGACCCAUAGCCCCCAACUGCUCAGGUGCGGCUGAGGGGUUCCUGUUGUGAUGCCAGAGAUCUCCAUUAUGACGCGAGUUACGGCAACCCUCCCCAAUCCUCUUUUUACCCCUAUCCUCCUCCAUUCCCUCAUCCCCAGCACUUCCCCCCCCUCCACCCUCCCUCCUUUCCCCUUUCCACCUCCCUUCCCCAACUCUCUCCCUCAAUUCUCCCUUCCCCUGAAAAAGCUACUUUUCUUAACUACUAAACCAGGUUCGCUUCUUAAUAAACAGACACCACACAAACUGUUUGGUAGACCAGUUCAAAACUUUACUUAACAUCGGCCGAUGGAAGGGAGGGAGAAUUCCAGUCAAGUGACCAAUGCAGACACUUGACCGUCCUCCGUCCACCUUCGCUGAACAACAGAAUUACAUUGCCUUAAAUAGGGUUUUCUUUGUCCCCUUAGCACAUUCCACAGACAUUAGUCAUGGUCAGAGGUACAGGAAAAGGUUUCCACAGAAUGCAUCACAUCAAAGGCCUUUUGUUUAAAUGGUACAAGAUAUACUAAAAACAUUGGCCAUUUGCUUUAGGUCAUUUUAUUUCCAAAGAGAUCACCCUAGCUUUUUCGCUGCUUCCUCUCUGUCACUUGGUCCCUCAUACACAUAGACCAUUUGGUUUAUGGCAUCUUACAUCAAAGAGAUCUCUCUAGCUUCUCCUCUCUGCUUGUCACUUGGGAGACAAUGUUAUAGGAUUUAUUAUCUCACACACCGCAACCUGAGGAAAGCCUAAUUUGACACUCAAUAUAAGCUGUAAGCUAGCCCAGAAGCCAAUUUAAUAUCUUCUUAUAUUUUUAACUAAAAUUCAGCUUCAUCACCCCUACCCUCACUCACUUCUUCACCUCCAUAACUCCUCUCCCCUUCCUCUCCCUUUAUCCCCCUGCUCCCCCACUCUUCACCUCCCCCCUAUCCCAUCCCCCCAUAAUGAAAAUCGCCUUUUUUUUCCCAAAUGAAAUUUCCCCCAACCCAACCCCCACAAUGGAAAUCGCGAUGUUUUUAAAAAAUGAAACCUCACCCCUAUCCCACCCGCCCACAAUGAAAAAUGUCAGCUGUUAAUGAAAAUUGAAGAUUUUGUUUAAAACGGAUUUUAUUUUGAAUAUCGCGAUUUUUAAAAUGUAAAUGAGAUUCAGGAUCCCAUUGUGAUGUAAUUGUAACAUGGCUGAUGGGCAGAGCAAGUGGAAAAGUGAUUUUUAUAAAGUUUAAAAUGUCAAUAACUUAUAAAAUAUAACAACAAUCUGAACGAAACGUGGUUAUUGCACACCCAGAAGUAAUGGUGAGUAAGGUGAGCCAAAAAUUGUAGCGCUAUCGUGUACCGUUUUGGCGCCGUUUCCAGGACUCGAAAACAAACAAAAUGAGAGUUUUAGUGAUAUAGAUAGAUGCUGCCAUGAUUUCAUCUUACAAUCAUCUAUAUAUUAGUAAAACUUCCAUCUUGUUUGUUUAAAUGUGUGAGUGUUUGAUCCCGAAACUACCCUAAAACGGUACACGAUUGAGCUACAUGUUUGGCCCACCUUACUCACCAUUGUCCUGUGAUGUCCUGUGGCAAGUUUUGUUCAGGUUGAUGGGAUAUUUUACAAGUUAUUCACAUUUUAAACUUUACAAAAACCAUAAAUCACUUCCACUUGCACUGGCCAUUGGCAGCGUAUGAUGUCACAAUGGGAUCCCGAAUUUAAUUUACAUUAAAAAUUGCCAUUUAAAAAAAAUCCGCUUUUUCAAAUUCUUCCGUUUUCAUUCACACUGACUUCAUAAUAUUAAUUUACAAAA
This is a messenger RNA of Leucoraja erinaceus (little skate), 5679 nucleotides long. RefSeq names its product SUN domain-containing protein 2-like. The coding region runs from base 1512 to 3407 and encodes 631 amino acids. Gene Ontology annotation, molecular function: protein-membrane adaptor activity. The transcript is spliced from 17 exons. NCBI's taxonomy places the organism in Eukaryota, Metazoa, Chordata, Chondrichthyes, Rajiformes, Rajidae. Gene Ontology annotation, cellular component: nuclear envelope; meiotic nuclear membrane microtubule tethering complex. The record is from RefSeq and is a predicted model, not a curated record. Gene Ontology annotation, biological process: nuclear envelope organization.